AUGAGAGAUGGUCCAACUUUGCAACUAAACCAGAUGAAGCUCCUGAACGUUGAAGGAACCGAACCGAUCCGUGAUGGAGUUAUGGAAAGAAAUAGAAAUGUUUCGGGCAAAGACUUUCGAAAACUUUUAGAAGAUGUUACUUUGCAAAAAAAUGCCAUUGCUGAACAAAAAGAGACCAAAGUAGACCAGUUCAACAUAAAGGUCAAACUGAGAAGGAGAGGAACCUGCUGGGAUAGCAGACUCCUUGUUUCCGUCGAGGGGGAGAGCGAAUCAGAUGAAGUGAAGGAGUUUGGACCCUCAGCCCUGAGCUGCCCCUCUGGUGUACUUCUUGGUCAAAGCCUCGGAACUCUCACCCCACCGACGGAUCUUCCCGUUUCACCCUCUAUAUCCUCCACCGAUCUGUCUUCAGAUAAACAGUGUCUUCGUCCUCCAAAUCACAGUUCUGUUUCUGCUCUUUUGGAUCUACCAACUUUAUCUUCGGGCGCUCCCCAAGCAGAAGAAUCUGACGAACAGAUCGCCAUGCUCUUGGAAGAUAUGUUUAUGAUGGGAUUAAACAUCUUGCCCUUGAUGCCAUUAGACAGAAAUCUGGAUGAGCAUCAGCUGAACCAGCUUGAUCCUCUUCAGGAACAAACAGGGGGGACGGAGUCCUCUGCUCUACAUUCCAGUUGUUUUUUGCAAGGCUUUGAGCAAGAAAACAGAGAAUCCGGUUUUAGUGAGACGGCAACCUCGGUUAGGUUUCAGCGCCAAAGACAUGGAGAGCUUGAGUACUCCAGCUUUCAAAAACAAGAGAGACUCCAAACACUUGAGCCUUUAACUCAGUCAGCCGGACAAGAACUUCAUGCUUCACUUUCCCACAUAAACAAAGAUACAAAGCUGAAAACUGUGCCGGGAGACUCCGUCGCCCCCCUUGUAGAAGACCUGUUGUUAACCACAAAAGCCACACCUGACCCCAAAUCCCACCUUUCUGAAACGGAUGAAAUGUCAGACUUUGAUAUGACCACCGCCGGUUUCAAACUGAGAUGUCUUUCCCCUCUUGAUGACAGUGAUGUUCCUGCACAGGAGCCAUCUGGACCAUCACAACACAAGCAGUACCCAGAAAAACAAAACCUUCCCCAAUGGCCUUCUGCAAUUACACCUCUUCAAUCAGACUUUUCUAACAGUUCACAAGAUCAGUCAUGCCCUGAUGUUUUGAAAAAACAUGAUAUAAUAACAAAUGACUUGCCAGUGGAGCAAGCUAAUAUAAUUCGUCCGCUUCCUAAGCGGAGAAGGACCAGAAGACGUAAAGCAACUCAAAGGGUUAGACGUAAAGCAACCAGGAAGUGUCAAAGCUUACCCAAUGAGUCUCAGGCUCAGUCAAGGCUAUCCAAGAUGGAUUUAGAGACCAACUAUGAAAACAUUAAGCCGGCUACCUCCAACUCACGUGGAGCCGAUACCCAAAUGUCCAGGACUUCUAAUGCAAACCAAAAAACAGUCGCUGGAGUGAAGCGAAGACAUGAGAUUUCUUUACCAGUCUGUAAGAAAAUGACUCGGAGUGCUACCAGUAAACAACGUGAACAUGAAGAUGAUGUACCCAAAGUACAGGUCACAAUGGGUACUGUAAAACGAGGUCGUGGCAGACCUCCAAAAAAGAGAAAAAUCAUGCAGACAUGUAAUGAUGGGAAUAAAUUGGACCAACCAUCUAGCGUUCCUGCUUGUUUGGGUCAGAAGGAUUGUGAAGUGAACACAAUCAAGAUGGCCAAUGUGCUUAAAGAGGAUGACAAACAAGAAUCAAAUGCUCAAAAGAAAAACUCAACAGAAAUGGGGGAGGUAGAUGUAAAUGGCAAUUUUGAAUUGACAAAGCAAAAUUCAAGUAAAAAGACACCAAGUAUCACCGAUCAAGUUUUCCAUCAGACUUGCCCAAGUGACAGUUCUCUGCCGAUUGGUCAGCAGUUAACAUCAAACGCACAAGACGGAGCUAGUGAGAGUCAUUUGGGAGAUAACGAAAUGGGGAUAUUUGUGCUGAUAAAUGAUAAGGACCCGAUGGAUGCAUUGGAUAACCAGGUAAGGUUACAGAUGUCACACAGCAAUACGCCAGAUACUGUGAAAUGUUCAGUUAAAGAGAAGGAAAGGCCAGCCAUUGAGAAGAACUCAAGAAAUCAAUGCGGUUUAAAAAAUGAGAUGGAAAAAAACAUUCGAGACCAACCCACUAAACUUUAUGUCAACCCUUUAGAGGUUGAGGACAUAAUAAUAUUAAUGGAUGGUGAUGUUAAUCAUGCUAUGUCACCCACAGAGACAGAAAACAUGGCUAUUACAAACGAACCAACAGUAAUGGAGAGAAACAAUAUGACAACGGCGUACACCAGUGUCUGUAAAAAUUCCGAUGGUAUGGAAGCAGGAAAUUUGGAAAAUGAGAUUUCAUCUGAGGUGACACGACACAGGGAUGAAGACUUUCAAACAUGCGAUGAUAAUUAUCUUGAGAAUAAUGAGAAUUUAGGUAGAUGCAAAGUGGUUCAACUGGUGAAAGAAACUAUUGAGGAUGAAGAAAGUGAAGGUCGGAGGGGGAAUGAUGACAUAGUUAUGGAAAAUGCUGUUAAGGGUGGGUGGGAAAGUUGUGUUAUUGGUGUGGAGGGGGACACAUACACUCCUGAAAUGAUUGAUACACAGACCCUUCUGGAAGAAGAGGAUUUGAGUACAGUACACAUUGCAAAUGCUAGAACUACAGACGAUUCAUCGAAUUCAGAGAGCGUGACACCGAGCAGCACACGAAUAAUAAGCAGAAAAUCUCCCUGUGUCCGAACUCAAGAUGAGGUAUCUAAAAGGUCAAACUCUCACAGACCCAGUGAAGACCACUCAACAGUGGAGACCACUGUGGCCAGCUCGGUAUUAAAAGAUGACAACUACUCGGAUGAAGAAGUGAUUGAAGUAGAUGUUCUGGAGGAUCCUAAAGACGCUUUGUUAUUGCCGUUUGCAGCUGGACAGAUCAACAACCUGCCCAUUGAGAAUCUACAGGACCAAGAUGUUGAAAUGAGUGUUACUGAAGAAGAGGAGGUAGACGUCACGGGAGAGGAGACGGACUGAAAUAAUUAAAUACUUAAGACUUUAGCACUUUAGAAGUUCUAACAAUGUGAUGUGAAGAAUUGUUUUUGUCAUUUUGACGUUUAUUUUUUGCUUGUCUUAUACUUGUGUAGGGUUAAAGUUAAUAUGUUAAUAAUAAAGUUCAUAUAUAUACAUGUGUAUAUGUAUAAAGUUCAUACAUAUUGUACUUUUGGAUGUGUGGUUAAUUAUUUAGGUCAGGCUAUCAUUG
Paramisgurnus dabryanus is the source of this 3283-nucleotide messenger RNA. RefSeq lists its product as uncharacterized. NCBI's taxonomy places the organism in Eukaryota, Metazoa, Chordata, Actinopteri, Cypriniformes, Cobitidae. The record is from RefSeq and is a predicted model, not a curated record.